GUUUUUGUUUUGUUGUUGAGAUGAGACACAAGCGCGCCUUCGCCCCUUGUGCUCACUCUCAUCUAGCACCCAUCAAAGCCUGACCAGGGAGUCAGUUGAUAAGAACAUCUAUCUACAUUUCUCUUUCCAGAGCUCGCUCGGGCCUACCGAUCUCACAGCAGUGUAGACCAACCUCUGUGAUAGAGCGGUGACAGCAGUGUAACCUCUGUGGUAGACUACAAAGUCUACGAGCUACAGCAGCACCGCCACCUCCGCUGCUGCAGGACGCCACAUUCUGUGAGGUUAUGAGCCUCGCUUUACGCGAACACUAGGAGCUGCGGACGUCACGACGGAGGUCAAGACAUCCUACUGCUGUGGACUACAACAUCCGUCUGUGGACUUCGAGCGGAAAUCUGGAUUCGGAGAUUUGGGAGAUCAUCAACGGUCAGCGGAAACGAAAGUGAGCGCACUACUUGGUCAUCUACACCAAGGGGCAGAGAGUUCAUUAUACACACACGUUAUCACUGCUGCAACAGCAGUAGUGGGUACCUCUGUGGUGAACAAACAGCAAAGUGUUGCGCGGGAAGCCUCGAUUUAGACAUUGAGCAAAUACUUCUGCGGCGGAGACAGGAGGGAAGACUGUAUCAACAGCGAAAGUCGACCGGGAACCGUAGUCCUAUUCACCGAUUCCCUAAGUGAGGAAAGGGUAUCAGGAGCGGGGUCGCAAAUUGGCCUACAACCGGAGUUCUAUUCACCAAUUCUCUAUCUAGGUGAGAAAAGGGUUUCAGAAGCGGGGUCACGAAUCGGCAACCGGAGUCCUCUAUAUCAAUAGAAGGAGCGGGGCUGGAAAAAUCUCAGCGACAGAUAGCUGAGUAAUACACCAACAAAAAUAUUAAAGACGAGAUCAUCAGGAUAAAACCAGAAAUGGAAGCAAAAUCGGAAACUGGAGGCGGAGGCAGCAUCUGGAGUGAUGGAUCCACAAACCUGGCCAACGUCAUCAGAGGACUCCCCAAGUUCGAUGGAACGAAACCAGAGGACUUCAACGACUGGAUGAAGAAAUUGGGUGUAGUCGUCGGCGUUACUCGGAGGGACAUCAUGCCACUUCUCAAGGGAAUGCGCAGGCCUGAUCCCUCGGACACCACCUUCGCCGCAUACGAGAGAGCAAAACAAGACCUCUACGCAAUCCUAUUCUGCCUCGUCGAACUGUCGGCUGCACUAACCGUACACAAGCACAGAGACGACAACGGCCUUAGCGGCGACGGACAGGCAGCAUUCGCGGAACUGAAGGCCAACUACAAUCGAGUGACAGAUGAAGUGAUCAGGGCUAAACUGGACGACCUGGAAAGGACGGUCAUGGAGCCAGGAGAGAACCCGGACGAUUUUUUCAACAAGAAACACCGCCUCCGCUCUCAACUAGAGAAAAUGGGGGAAACCAUCUCCGAUCGCCGCUUCAAGGACAUCUGUGUGCAAGGUUUCUCCGAGGACUACAAGGACAUCAAGAUGAUGGUUUUCCGCGACCCAUCAUUCGACGUACAACAGAUGCAAGCCACCAUGCGCAACAUCUUCCUUGACGAGCAAAUGCGCAAGAGAACCAAGGGCCAAAUCGCUGGCCGCGUAUUCGCCAUGGCUACCAAGACAUCUGGCCCCAUCUGCUUCGAGUGCAACGAACCGGGACAUGUCAGGAGGAACUGUCCCAAUCGCCAGCGGGAGGGCCAUAGGGCAAAGAAGACGAAGCCUGCGGGAGCAACCAAGUGGUGCUCCGUCCAUAACACCACUACACACUCCGACGAAGAGUGUUACAACCAAGGAGCCAAGCGACCAGAACGCACGGGCAAGACCUUUUCUGCAUGCACCAACUGCGUGCACUGCUCAACCCAGACAGGAGACACACACGCCAAGCCUACCAUAACGGAACCUCCCAAAGAAACAGAGAAGACCGAGAAGGCAGAGAUCGGCUUCUCUUACGACGAAGAUGCAUUCAAGGGUGGAUUCAUGUACCAUGCUACAUGCAGCAAGGGAAGCGGACGCACUUUCACGACAACUGCAACUGGGACUUCCGCGCUGGUGGAUUCUGGAGCUUCUGAAACCAUGUUCGACGACCGCCUCAUCCCGAAUGGACGUCUCGAAGAAGAACGCCCGACGCCCAAGAUCAUCGACGUUGCAGGAGAAAGCCAACUACGAGGCACUACCACUGGGAUCCUACACUGCACCAUCAAAGACGACAAAGAACAGCAACUACCCGUCAAACUACAAGGGUUCUUGGGGGAGACAAACCAAGAGAUCAAAACUCCGAGCACGUACACCGAAGCCAUGAACUCACCACAACGCGAGCAGUGGAAAAGCGCUAUCGACACCGAGAUGGGUAAUCUCGCCAAGCACAAAGUCUUUAAGAAAGUACGCAUCAGCCUGGUACCGAAGGAUGAGGACAUCUUCGACACACGCUUCGUGUUCAAGAUCAAGGCCGACAGCCGCUUCAAGGCCCGCUUAGUCGCGGGGGGACACCGCCAACGGGCAGGACGACACUACGGAGAGAACUACGCUCCAGUAACCCGAUUGGGUAGCAUCCGCAUGUUAUUCGCCAUCGCUUGCGAACACGGAUGGGAGGUGUACCAAUUGGACGUGGUAGCUGCAUUCCUGAACGCGUACACCGACAGAGACGUCUACGUCAGGCCGGCGCCAGGCGACGAGGAGAGGGACCCUACGACAGGUGAAAUGAUGGUCUACAAACUGGAGAAAAGUCUGUACGGCCUGUCACAGUCCCCGUCACUGUGGAACGACGCCAUCAAUGACAGACUCAUCAUCUUCGGCUGGCACUUCGAAAUGACAGACAUGGGAGAGCGAUACGGAAUGGAACAGGCAAACCCGGUCAGCACCCCCGGGUAUGGAGCAGAACUAUCAACCGAGCAGCCACAAGACCAACUACUCGGACCCGAGGACAAGCAGAGAUUCCAGGCCAUCACCGGGAGUCUCCUGUACCUUGCCCAGUGCACCCGCUACGAUAUGUCAUACGCAGUGCACCAACUGACACGGGCAUGCGCAAACCCAGCACAGGUCCACAUGGCUGCGGCCAAGCACCUACUACGGUACCUACGCGGAACGCCGGACCUGCCGAUCGUGUACAAGAAGGGGCAGUUCAGACUCUCGUGCUUCACUGACUCGUCAUUUGGAGCCAACCCAGACAACGGCAGGUCUACCACCGGAUACCUGUUCUUCCUAGGAGGGGGACUGAUCAGCUACGGAGCCAAGGCACAGACUCUCGCAGCACAGAACACCGUGGAGGCCGAACUUCAAGCGCUGAGCUUCAGUGCUCGCGAGGCAGUCUACAUCUCCAACUUCAUGACGGAAAUCGGAUUCAAGACCUUUCGAUCGGUACCCAUCAACAGCGACAGCACCGGAGCAUUGACUGUGGCCAGCAACGCGAUGUUCAGCUCUAGAACCAAGCACAUCGCGCUCCGGUUCUUCUUCCUCAGGGAACUCACGAAGGGGCACCGGAUCACUCUUCACCACCAACCUAGUGCCACGAUGUUGGCGGACAUCGCGACGAAACAUCUCCCGAAGCAGCGAUUCGCCACCACCAUGCAACUCAUCAAGGACUACAAGUGCUAGAAGAUAUUAAGCACAAGAUCGCAUAGUAUGGUUGAAUGUUUUGGACGCGUGUAUUGCUCACAGGAUGGAUUAACUCAUGUGGAGGUCGAUAUUCUUUGAUGUGGAUUGGGAAUCGAGGGGUCGCAAAAAUGGCAGCGAAGUGAAGUUUUGGAACAUCGGCUACUUGCCUCAUCGAGGGGUCGUGUCGAGGAAAACUGUUACAACGUAGUCAGGCACAGUUUUCCAUAGGUGCGACUGCGGCAACUAGCCUUCCGUAGACAUAAUACAGAAAGAAGAGAUGGUACUCAGCAGAGAACAUGAGCACAGAGUUGUAGCGGAGAUAUGUUGGCAGGCGAGACUGUAGUUGUUUUAUUGUUCCGAACCCCGAAAUUCCGGUACUCGGGCCAUUACUCCGGAGACCCUCGGAACCUGCUGUGUUUUUGCUGCUUGUUUUUUGUUUUUGUUUUGUUGUUGAGAUGAGACACAAGCGCGCCUUCGCCCCUUGUGCUCACUCUCAUCUAGCACCCAUCAAAGCCUGACCAGGGAGUCAGUUGAUAAGAACAUCUAUCUGCAUUUCUCUUUCCAAAGCUCGCUCGGGCCUACCGAUUUCACAGCAGUGUAGACCAACCUCUGUGAUAGAGCGGUGACAGCAGUGUAACCUCUGUGGUAGACUACAAAGUCUACGAGCUACAGCGGCACCGCCACCUCCGCUGCUGCAAGACGCCACAUUCUGU
Molecule: messenger RNA, 4298 nt
Organism: Ectocarpus sp. CCAP 1310/34
Lineage: Eukaryota; Phaeophyceae; Ectocarpales; Ectocarpaceae
Source: the annotation of a GenBank genome assembly